Molecule: messenger RNA, 5649 nt
Organism: Ostrea edulis (European flat oyster)
Lineage: Eukaryota; Metazoa; Mollusca; Bivalvia; Ostreida; Ostreidae
Product: alpha-(1,3)-fucosyltransferase C-like
Exons: 3
Coding region: 1505-2545 (346 amino acids)
Cellular component (GO): membrane
Molecular function (GO): alpha-(1->3)-fucosyltransferase activity
Source: RefSeq, a predicted model, not a curated record
AGUUGAAAAACACGCUAGAAAUAACUCAAAUUGUUUGACUAUAGAUAUCAGACAGCAGGACACCGCCCAUCUUUGCUAGCCAAGGGUUUACGAUCUGCUCCACUUCUCUACAACCCUUGGUUGUGUUAGCACGGUUUUCGUAGCUUUGAGUGGCGCGCGUCCUCUAUCGGAUGGAGAAAACAAACUGUUUGGAUUACAUCAUGUUCAACCAAUGAAAAUGCGUUUUUCAACUACACCUUGUGUGAUGUUAAGAUGAAAAUGGCAGCACCCAUGUGAGUUACAUGAUGAUAUAAGGAAAGCCUCGUGGCACAGCCUACACACUGCCAUGUUGUAUAGAGACUAUGAAAAUUUGAUUAAAUGGAUCCGAAGUGUUUUGAAGACAAUGACUAAUUAUUUACACAUUCCAUUGUCUUGCACGUGGUGUAACGUAACACGCUAUUUGAUUAGAUGCAGGGGACUUGGCCUGCAUCCAAUCAUAUGAAGGGAAUUGUUGACAUGAAAAUCGUGCUAACACAGCCAAGGGUUGUAGAGAACCGGAGUGGAUCGUAAACCCUUGGCUAGCAAAGAUAAACACCGCCUGAAGUGGUCAUGAUACUAACACCUUUGUGUGUUGAGUAAACACAGACGAGGUCAUCAUGAUUGUUAUUUAAAUCAGACGUCUCUGAGACACCCGAAGUACGCUUGAAGUACUUUGAAAUCACUGACUGAGAUGGCAUUGGCAUUAGUUAUUUAAAAUUAUUCGAUCCAAGUUUCCUAUAUCAAUGCGUUUAUAAUCAUUCUGUAAAGCGUUUCUAUGCACAAGAUGAAAUCAUUGUAAACUUUGAAGCUAAUAAACCGAGGAAAUCCGUAAAAAGAUCAGGUUUUUUCACUUGCAAAAAACUGCGACCACUUGUAAUUUUUCAUUGGCAAUUUCAUUUCGCGAGUAUUUUCCAUAAUUUCGUUGUCUGAUGAAAAAUCUAGGUACAAGUUCUCCUGGAGGAAAAAACACUUCAUCAUUUUAUCAUAUGAAUUUGGGUAUGAGUUUUCCAGCAGAUAUAACUUGGUCAUUUUAUCAUAUAAAUUUGGGUACAAGUUCUCCAAGAGAUAAAAACUUAGUCAGUUUUGUAAUAAAAAUCUGAUUACAAGUUCUCCUUGAGAAAAACUUUGUCAUUUUAUUUUCAUUGGUGUGUUUCUCUUUUUUAUAAGUCAGAAAUUGCCUUACAAUUGCUAUGAAACACCUCGGACAGCAUUUAACCUAAUGACAAGGCCAUUAUAACCAAUUCUCUAUUUUCGUUUCAUGUGCAUCUAAUGUUAUUUUCACAUUCUUGAAUUUUCACACACACUUUAAACUUGAAUGUCGGCAUGGGGCAUUCCUUUCACACUGACAUGUCUGGUUUUAUCUAGCAUACUGCUCGUUUCUAAUGGAUUUUUACAUCCAUCAGAAAAAAUAUCAGUAUGACAUUUAUAUCAAGCAGAAAAUGGAAUAUCGUCUUGCGUACCUAACUACUCGACCUUGUAUCUUCAGAUGACACAUGAAAAGAAGAAAUGGGUGACCCCAGCCUGUGGAUACGGUCUGCUGAAAAAGUUUGCGUAUAUUUGUGUAGUGAACAGCGUAGUGGUGUGCCUACUGUAUGUGUUGCUUUUCUAUGAGGACUAUUCCAGUUCCCUACAGUGCCAGGCUGUUGGGGGAAAUGGUGUCUUCCAUAGCGAUGCGGUACUGUUCCAUUAUCAACGUUACGAUCUCCAAAUAGCAAACCUGCCAAAGAAAAGAAACCCCGACCAAAUCUGGGUGAUUUAUAUACUAGAGCCAACAGUAUAUAUAGAGAGAAACACAGCAGAAUUGAAUGGCAUUUUUAAUUGGACGAUGUCCUAUAGAAGAGAUUCCACCGUUUUUGCACCGUACGGAUCCUUCAUAGAAAGACAAGUCAUGAAUGAUAUCAGGCCAUUUUCAAAGAGGAAAAAGUUUGCUUAUGCAGUUUUUAGCCGUUGUAAUGACAUUGGGAAACGUUAUCGGGUCAUUAAGGAAUUGCAGAAAUAUAUAGACAUAGAUAUAUACGGUUCAUGUGGGUCAUUUAAGUGUGAUACUAAAUCACAGGGGUGCCUAUCCACUAAUCAUGCACAGGACUACCUAUUCAGAUUCUCCUUUGAAAAUUCACACUGUCGGGAUUACGUGACAGAGAAACUUUGGUUUCCCCUUCAACAAGGUGUGAUACCUGUAGUGAAUUGGGUCAGAGGGCAAGAGGAGACCAGAGUCAACACAAGUCACAUGAUCAAUCUCUAUGAUUUUAGGACGAUUAAAGAUUUAGCAGACUACCUGAAAUCAGUGGCAGCCAAUGAAACGUUGUACAACAGUUACUUAACGUGGAGGAAGACUUUGGAUGUUGUCACGUCCCAUUUUCACUCAUUUUGUGGAUUAUGUAGAAAACUACAUCAGCCUGUUUUACAAAGACAAGUAUAUUCCGAUUUAAAUGGUUGGAUUUCCAAUGAUAUCUGUCCAAAAUAUAAGUUUGUACAGAAGAUCAGCAGUUGGAUUGAUCGGUGGAUAUUCUUUCCAAUUGGCCUGUAACUUCACGUCCCCACAAACUGGAGAGACGGUGGAUUCCGUCCAAUCAGAUUCUGACUUCAGACUGAUGUUAUUCCGUUUUGGCCACCAUCACAGAAGACCAUGCAUUAGAUCGUGUGGAUAUUCUUCAUAUUUAUUUACGCACCUGUUAUUCAACAGGAUAUUUAUAUGAUCAAUAUUAUUUAUAAUAUCUACAUGGGAUUUUUUAAAUAUAUUUUAUUACAAAAGGUAGAUUAUUACGUGUGAUCUUUUAUAUUUUACUGCUUCAAAAUUUCCCUUACCCUUAGUGACAAUACACAGAUUUGGAUGAGGUUCAUUGGGUAGUGAUAUACAUGUAUAUACACAGAAGCAAAUCAAAGGAUUUUAAUUGGAGAACGAGUGCUAUGAUCAUUGAAGAAUUUUGUGGUAUUAAUUCAAAAGUUGAUAUUUUCUCCCUUUACCUGAAAUAUAUUUCUAACGUAUCAUGAAUGCUUUAUCAAUAUUAUCAUUACUGAAUUCCAUUUUGAAUCAUGACACAACUGAAGUAAGGGAAGUAUUCAUUACUAGGUUGAAAUUGCUUGGGAAUCCAAUCUAGGAGGACAAUCAAUACCAUCCUGAAGAAAUUUGAAAUUGUAUGAUUAUUUUUUUUCUGUAAGUGGUUGUUGAAUUUCUUAUUGACAUAGAAUGGACAUGUGGCACAGAAACAUGAUUCCAGCAAUAUGUGUUCUAGUCAAAUGUUCUGGGUCUGAAAACGAACUGGAGAUUGAUAAAGUGCACCGCAACAGCACAAUAAACCCGUCAGAUGUUUAUUCAUUAUAAACGGAUAAAAGUGCAUGACUCAAAAUCAUGUCGACCUUAACUAGAGAUUGUUUUUAUGAAAAGCAAAUGACUCCCCAUCUCCCCAAAUUAGUAGUGCUCCAAAUGAAACCUCCUCCCUUUAAUGUACUGCAUGGUAUGGAGGAGAAAGCGUGAGCAGGAACAUAAACAAUAUGAACUCCAAUAAGCCACAUAAGAGAAGUGUUCACAAACAAUUUUACAUCCUCCUGGCUCCACCCCUCAGAUCCACUAUAACUUUUAGGACAACAAAUAGAUCCCCCUGCCCCUGCAAAAUGCACAUCUGCAAAUGGCAUUGAAGUAUCGUACAAAAUUUCAAGUCUAUCAGAUAAGCCAUAUAGGAAAAGCGUUCACAAGCUAUUUUAACACCCCCCACCCCUCUUAGAUCCACUUUGACUUUUAGGAAAAUGAUUGGAUCCUCCUGUCUUGACAAUAUGCACAUCUACAAAUGGCAAUGAAGCAUUGUACAAAGUUUCAAGUCUAUCCAAUAAGCCACAUAGGAGGAGAAGUGUUCACAAGCUAUUUUACAUCCUCCACCCCUAAUAGAUCCACUAUAACUUUUAAUAAAAUAAUUGGAUCAUCCUGUCCCAACAAUAUGCACAUCUACAAAUGGCAAUGAAGCAUUGUACAAAGUUUCAAAUCUAUCCAAUCUUACGACAAGCAAGUGGGUACUGAGGACCUAUUCUAACCCGGAUCCCCACUGGACCAAAUAAUCUUUGAAUCUCCAGCUGAACUCUGAAAUACUUGUAUCAUAUGGCUUACUCCCAAGGGGCUAAUGGUAACUUAAUUGGACAGAAAGAUUAAAUCAUUCCUAGGAAACAAUUCCUCUAUCUGUGAUGUGGUUGUUAAGUCUUAGCACAAUACUGCAUAUAUUUAUAUCGUUAAUGUUGGAAACAUAAUAAUUAUUCAUAUCAAUUGUUAUGUAGCUACAUUUUGCGAAGAAAAAAAGUAUUUUUUACGCAACGAUUAUUGAACAAUGUUACAUCAUUACUCUCUAGCAUAUGUAGGGAUUACCUCCCUUAAAACAUUGGGUUUUUAUACUCCCGCAUAAAAAUGCAGGCGUAUUAUGCUAUGCCGCUGUCGUCCGUCUGUCCCUUUAACAAUAUCUUUGCAACUCCUCCUAAAACCUUUGGGGAUUUUAAUGAAUUUUGGUACAAAGAAAUAUCACAAUGUGGAGGUGUGCAUAUGUGACAGGGUGAUAUUUUUCUAAAGUAAAUAUAUUAUUUCAUUAUUUAGAUUAUGAAGAUUAGUACAUGACAAAAGUUGUCUUUACUUUUAAUUUAUUUUAUGUACAACUUAAUAGUAUAUGCAAAUAUCUCUAAAGUUAUUUAUAGAUUAUGAGAUCAUAAUGGUCAGUAAUAGCACCAUGUAAAUAUUUAUAGAAUAUAGAACUCUCCAAUUUCAUUGGUUGUCUAAGUUCCCUCUCUUUACUAUUGUUCACAUUUUGAAUUGUCUUCUAAGAAUAUAGAAGUGUUUUCCAGAAGAUUUUCCUAGCACAAUUUGACUGUAAGUAAAUAUGACUUUCUUUUGAGUUUUUAUGAUCAUAUAUAAUUCAAAGUACAUGUGCUUACUUUGAAUUAAUACAUUUUGCUGAAUAGUUAGAUUUUAUGCAUUUUCUAUGAUGGUAAUUGAGUAAGAGUGAUCAUAUGCAUUUCUACAUUAUCUUUAAGUUAUCAAUUACAACUAAAGAGUAAAAUGUAUAUCAGUAUGAAUGUAUAUUAAAACUAUAAAUCAUGAUUGAAUCAAAUGUAGUAGUUUAAAUAUGUUAUGUGUGAAUGUCAAGAGUGUUCGAGUAGUAUUCAGCUAUUUUUACUUUUUAUGAUUUCCUUGUGUGAAUAAGUAAUGUAACAUUAGUUUCACACAAGUAUUUGAUAUUUCAUUAUUUCUAUAUAGAUUUAUUACCAGCAUAUAGAAUAUUUUGGACCUGACCAGAAAUUUGGCUCUGUGUCACACAUAGGUAUGACAUUGCAUUUUUUUGUAUAUUCUUUGCAUUAUGAUAAGUUCUGAAUAUUCUUAUCAAGUUGAUUAUUUAGUCUAUGAUUAAUUAAGUGCAAUAGUCGAGUCAGAUAAAUCUAUUUAUUAUUUAUACCAUAUAGCAAUCAAUAGUCAAAUAUAUCUUUAUAAGCACUAUUAAGGGGAAUAACUCUUGGUUGUAAACUGUGCUGAACAAAUGAGUUUUUGUUGUUGAUAUUUUCAUACUAUAUGUUUUAAUUCAUGAUAUUAUAUGUGAUAUUCUUGUUAUAUAUUUCAGAGUUACUUAGAAAAGAAUACAAACUCUGAUAGAACCCUACCAU